Molecule: messenger RNA, 5298 nt
Organism: Microplitis demolitor
Lineage: Eukaryota; Metazoa; Arthropoda; Insecta; Hymenoptera; Braconidae
Gene: dare
Product: NADPH:adrenodoxin oxidoreductase, mitochondrial
Exons: 5
Coding region: 948-2330 (460 amino acids)
Biological process (GO): ubiquinone biosynthetic process
Cellular component (GO): mitochondrion
Source: RefSeq, a predicted model, not a curated record
CUUCCUCAAACAACAAUUCGAAAUAAAUACGGCCGUUCUUAACAUCUUUCUCUUUUUAGCUACAUCGGGAUCGAAAACAAUAUGGAAUUGGUAUAUUUUGAAAUUGAAAUUAACAGCGUUUUAGGAUAAAAAUAGUAUGCCCCAAGUGUUAUUGUCAGACAAUGACGUUAAGUUGAUUGAAAGUUUCACUUCAAAUUGACGGCAAGUUUUUCUGUCAAAUUACAUUCAGAUGACGAUAGUUGGUUUACAUCAAUUAGCACGCAAGUAUUAUCCAGCCAAGGCUUACUAGAAACUUGUCGUUAAAUUAGCCGAAAAUGUUUCACUGCAGAACUGGCUGAGCAAUUAUAUUUCAAGUGUGGCUAUCAGGAUAAGAAACACGGGACUACUGAUGGGUGAAUUUGACUGUUGGUUGAGCUCAACUGGCUAUUUGGGAUACAGCUUUUAUACAUAUAUGUAUACGUUAAAAUGACACUGUGGCAGUAAAUAGAAAUGCAAAGAACUAUUGCAUACUUAUUUUUAUAACUUUUUUAGUAAAAUCAUGUAAUGCAUGUAAAUCAAAGAUAAAUUUUUUAGUUCAUCACUCAUUCAAAAGUCGCCCAUUGGAAAGAAAUAUUUGUAGUUAAUUUUUGCUCAGAGUAUAGGCAUGUUUCCAGACCUGUUAAUACGGUCCUGAUAUGAUAAACGUAUAUAAUAUAAAUAUGUUGUUUCUUCAUUUUUUGAGAAAAGUAUUUAUAAUUGGUACAAAACUUAAGUGUGAAAUUUUUCUAAACAGUAAAUGUACGGCUAUAUUCUUAACAAAAAAAAAUUUAUUUUUAGUUAAAACUAAUUUUAUUCAAUUGAAAAAAGUUUGGGAAAAAUUAGAAAUAUGAAUUUAUUGUUUAGGAUUGACUAAUUUUCGAGUAAUUUAUCAAUCAUUUCUAAGCGUACAGGUAACAGGUCGCUCCAUUAUGAGUUUAAAAAUGGUGAAAAAAUUUAGUCAUUUCUCGAAUAAAGUCACUCCCCGAGUAUGUAUUGUUGGUUCGGGUCCAGCCGGUUUCUAUGCUUGUCAACAAUUGCUUAAGUUAUGUGCAGAUGUGCAUGUUGAUAUACUGGAACGUUUACCGGUGCCAUAUGGACUAGUCCGUUUUGGCGUCGCUCCUGACCAUCCUAAAGUAAAAAAUGUUAUCAAUACAUUUCAUAAAAUUGCGAAAAAUUCUCGUGUAAAUUUCAUGGGUAAUAUCAAUGUAGGUGAAGACAUAACAGUGGAGGAACUGAAAAAUAAUUAUCACGCUGUUUUAUUGGCUUACGGUUCUGAUCAAGACAAAGUACUUGGUAUUCCUGGUGAAACAUUAAAUAAUGUUAUUUCUGGACGUCAAUUUGUUGGAUGGUACAACGGAGUACCUUUUGAUAAAGAUUUAAAAGUUAAUUUAGACACUGAAGAGGCUUUAGUAGUUGGGCAAGGAAAUGUUGCAUUAGACAUCGCUAGAAUUUUAUUAACGCCAAUCGACGAAUUAAAGAAAACAGAUAUAACAUCGUACGCUUUAGAACAAUUAUCUCAGAGUAGAAUUCGAAAAGUAUGGCUAGUUGGUCGAAGAGGACCCUUGCAAGCUGCUUUUACAACUGCUGAACUACGUGAAAUUUCAAAAAUGCAGAAUUGUACAACCAUGUGGCGAUCUGAGGAUUUUCAAGCUAUUGAGGAACAUCUCCUUAAUUUGCCACGUCCGAAAAAGCGAAUGAUAGAACUAAUGCUCAAUAAUUUAUCUCACACAACAUUUGCUAAGGAGAAUUCAACUAAAAUGAAAAUACUCGCACCAAUUUUUUUCAGAAGCCCAAAAGAAAUAAUUGGCACAAACUUCGUUCAAAGAGUUAUACUUACUAAAAACAAUGUUACUGGUGAUAACUUUCUUACCGCAAGAGCAGUACCUACAUGUUUUGAAGAAGAAAUAUCAUGUGGUUUAGUUAUUAAAAGUAUUGGAUAUAAAUCUGUACAAAUCGAUAAAGAUAUUCCAUUUGAUCAAUGCGUCGGUCGAAUAAUUAAUUCUUAUGGUAAAGUCAAAGAUAAUCUUUACGCUGCGGGAUGGGCUGCUACCGGGCCUACAGGAGUUAUUCUUUCAACAAUGACAAACGCGUUUCAAAUUGGAAAUUUGAUAAAUCAAGAACUUGAUCUAAGUCACCCCAAAGUAGGUACUAAGAGACUUAUUGAAAUUUUUAAAGAAAAAAAUGUAGCCAUUGUUAGGUUUGAAGAUUGGGAGAAAAUUGAUAAAGUUGAAUGUGAACGAGGAAAAAUCUUAGGAAAACCAAGGGAAAAGAUAGUUGAUAUCGCAGAAAUGUUAAAAAUAGCACUAAGUUGAAAAUGAAACGAAAAAAAAAAAAAUAAUAAACACAAAUAUUUUUCCACAUUCUAAAAAAAAAAUAUAAUUUCUAAUUUUCAUAGUCACUCAACUUUUCGGGCUUAAUAAAUUAAAAUUCAAACAGUUUUUUAUAAUAUCCCGAUGAAAAAAGUUUUUGUCUAAUUAUAUAUGAUUAUAUAUGUUCAUAUAUAUAAUCAUAUAUGAUUAUAUAUAAUCAUAUAUGAAGUUAUAUAUAAUCAUGCAUGAUUAUAUUUGGGGUCAAAUAUAAUUAUAUAUAAUUAUAUAUGACCCCAUACAUAUCUAGAUCUGAUCAUACCUGGCUGUUAUUAGCCCAUAUAUAAGUCUAUAUAUGAUUAGAUCUGAUCAGAUCUGAUUAUAUAUGAGUCUAUAUAUAAUUAAAUCUGAUUAGACAUGACUGAUACAAAUCCAUAUAUAAUUAGAUCUGAUCAGACAUGGCUAAUAUAAAUUCACGUAUGGUCGUGCAUAAGUUUAUACAUGAUUGGAUCUGAUCAGACAUGACUGAUAUAAAGUUAUAUGUAGUUAUAUAUAUAUAUAUAUAUAUAUAUAUAUAUAUAUAUAUAUAUAUAUAUUACAUAAUAUGACAAUUUUUUAAUAUAAAUGUUAUUAAAUUUUUAUUUUGUCAACUAUCAAAUAAAUUUAAAUUCCCAAUACUUAAAAAAUGUUCAAAGGUUUCGGCAGCAAUUCAAAAGUAGUAAUCGAUAUCGAUUUAUAUACGAAUAUUUAUAAGUUAAUAGAUAAAUAGAUUUGAUUAUACGUAUCUAAUGAAUUCUAUUGUAAUUUAUGUACAAAAUCAAAUUCAUUAUUAGGUGCAUUAUUAACGUAUGAUGUAUCGACUUGUUUAUUUGAGUUAAGUAAUGCCAUAAACUUUCCUUUAUUGUAAGUUCAUAACAGACUAGAGGAUCAGAGUACAAUCCAGCGAUCACUAAGGUUAAGCAGCAUCGGCGUAGGUCAUUGAUUGGAUGGGUGACUUCGAAGUAAAGUGGUGGUCAACGAAUAGUAUUUUUUUUUUUUUUUUAAUUAAAUUUAAUCGAUAUUUAUAUUGAUGAAAACAAUAAAUCCUAAUUAAAUUACCCUGCUUAAAAAAUCCCAUAGAUUCUUAUAGCUGUAUGUAUAAGACCCUAUACUUAACUAUAGCAUUUCUCAUAGAACUCAUUAAUUCUUAUAAAAUCUCUAUAGGAAUGGAUGAGAAUUUAUUGGAUUCUAUGAGAUUUUCUAAACAGGGUACUUAAUUAAUAAUUUAAAGGUAUUCUAAAUGAGAUUUUAAAAAUGACUAUAUUCAUUCAUGCAUGAUCAUGUAUAAAUAGAUCUGAUUAUAUAUAAUUAGACCUGGCCAAUUUUUGGAUCCAAUCAUUUAUAGAUAAUUAUGCAUAAUUAUAUAUGAUUAGACAAAAACUUUUUUCAUCGGGUAUUUACAACUCCCAGAAUUUAUUAAUCCUGAUGAAUAUGGUUUUAAAUAAAUGGAUCUAAUUAUGUACGUAAGUCUUGGUAAUAAUAAUAUCCUUUGAUAGGGUAAUUGUCAUACUAUAACUCAGUGAAAAAUAGUCGUAGAGUAAAAAUAAAAAAAGUAAAUUGUAGCUUCAAGUUUCUAGUUUUUAGAUCCAGGCGUAACUCGGUGCCAAAUCGUUGUAGAGACUUUUUGAGGUCCGCAAUUAAUGGAAAUAAAAUUUUCUAAGAGUCAUUAGGUCAAAUUAUCAAAAAAAAUUUAUUGAAACCCAUGGACUUGUUGGAAGACGGGCAAAAAUUGGGAAAUUUUUUUUUUCAUCCGUUUUCUAAGAAUUGCUCCAGAACCGUGCAUGAUAAAAAAAUUGAAGCCUGGAUCUAAAAACUAGAAACUUGAGGCUACAAUUUACUUUUCUUAUUUUUACUCUACGACCAUUUUUCACCAAGUUACAGCAUAUUGAAAAUCACCUAAAAAUUUAGAAUUUUUUUUAUAUCCCUUAAUAUUUGUGACCAGUCUAGUUACACUUAAAAAAUGUAAUAAAUAAAAGUGAUUAUCCUAAAUGUGCCUCAUUGUUUAUUUCAGUAUCUCCCGCCAAGAAUUGUACCAAAUUCUUCUUGAUUAAAAAAUCUUUUAAAAUCCGAUAGAUUUUCAUAAAUUCUCAUUAAAAUAAACUGCUCUGAUAUAUAGAACGGAGGUUUUAAGAGGUGGAAAGAAAUUAAACCUCUUUGUAAAUUACAAAGAAAGCUUAACGCUUGCGUUCAUUUCAUUUUUAAAGUUAGUAGAUUUGAGCACAUUACAUCAUAUUAUCGCAGACUAGGUUGAAUAACUCUGAAAACUAGGAGAAAUUUCUUUUUAUCUUGGUUAUUAUAUAAAGUACUAUAUAUGAAUCAGGGUCAAUUAUUCGAUAAUGAAUUAGUCUUUCUGCAGCUGAUACUGUGUAGGGGAGAUGUAAGGCAGGACUUUACGUCUGCCUACCAGUCAUCUUGCUUUUUAUGAUAAAUCAUUUAUUGUAUCUGCGAUUCGUGUUUAGAAUACACUUCCUCCGAGCCUUACAUCUCUCCCUACAUUUAUGGAAUUUCGCAGUGCUGUAUACAAUUAUUUUUUUGAACUAAAAAGCUCGAAUUGAAAUGCACUUGACGAUGGAACUUAUUCUUACGAUUAUAUUUAGUGUUAUCUUCAAUUUUACCUUUAUUAUAAUAAUUAUUUUUGUUUUAUAUGAUCAAAUAUUGUAAUUAUAUAUACAAAACUAAUGUAAAUAUUUUGUUUUUGAACGGCCACAGGAGAUCGAGAUCUCAUGGUCGAAUAAAAUUUAUUAUCUAUCCUGAAUUGAAGGUUGAAAUGAGGUUCAAUUUUUUGAGACAUCGAGCAAUGUAAAUCAAGUUGCGAUAACCGACGGAAAACGAAGAAAUUUUUAUUGUAAGUUCAUGAAAACACUUUAAUUAUAAUACUAGCAGUUUCCUGUUUAUUAAUUUAAAUACAUAAAUUAAUAAAUUUAUAAGAUAUUAU